AUGAAGGCCCUGCUGUUGGCAUUGCUGUUGGUAUGCACGCUGUGUCCAGACACGGCCCGGUCCCAGAACGCCGUCCGGCUGUGCGGCCGCGAGUUCCUGAGGGCCGUCGUCUACACCUGCGGAGGGUCCAGGUGGAGGAGGGUCCCGUCCGAGCUUUCGGCAGAGGAUACUGAUCCGGAUGCCGGACAGCCGUCGGAGGUCACCAUAGAAACGGAGCGACUCAGGAGGAGUCUGGACACGGUGCUGCCGGCGGUGUGCUGCAAUGUGGGCUGCCGAAAAAACGACCUGGCUCUCAUGUGCUGAAGAGGGAAACGGAAAUAACGUCCUGCAAAUAUGAAAGACUCAGUGAUGUUCAGACGUUGUAAUGAAAGAAAAACACUGUCCUUUCACUGUGCUGCUGUGAAGCGAACAUGCUGUCACUAGUUUCAUUUGAACGAUAAAACCAAAGGCUUUUACUUGUCCAGGGAAAUUAUUGAUACAGAAUUUGGAUUUUUUUUAUUAUUAUUUAAUGAAAUGUAUGUGUAAAAAAGGAGCUGUAUUAUAAUACUCAUAUACAAAUACAAAGGAGGCUCAAAUAGAAUCUGCUUUUAAUUCAAAAGAAGAAAGAAACCAUAUGGCAUAUGAUUGUCAGAUUUAUUAGAAACAUUUCUCUCAUUUCCUAAAAUAAAGGUUUUUAAAAUGUA
Messenger RNA from Colossoma macropomum (tambaqui), 683 nucleotides. It is a transcript of the gene insl5b, whose product is annotated as insulin-like 5b. The transcript has 2 exons. Gene Ontology annotation, cellular component: extracellular region. NCBI's taxonomy places the organism in Eukaryota, Metazoa, Chordata, Actinopteri, Characiformes, Serrasalmidae. Bases 1 to 303 code for a protein of 100 amino acids. The record is from RefSeq and is a predicted model, not a curated record. Gene Ontology annotation, molecular function: hormone activity.